Messenger RNA from Paralichthys olivaceus (Japanese flounder), 627 nucleotides. Lineage: Eukaryota; Metazoa; Chordata; Actinopteri; Pleuronectiformes; Paralichthyidae. The record is from RefSeq and is a predicted model, not a curated record.
AUGAACCUGGAGAAUCUCUGGGUAAAUGCCUGUGUGGACGUGGUUGUCUCUGGAGUGGGAUUACUGCAGGCUCUGGCUGUGGACCCCGGCACCGGCCUUGAUCAUGAAGUUCUGCACUCCAAAGAGGACUUGAGGGAGGCCUUCAUCCACUACAUGGAGCACGGAGCAGCCGCUGAGCGCUUCUUCAGCGAUAAAGAGGUCUUUCAGAUGAUCGCACGUGCAGCAGCAGAAUACCCCGGUGCAAAGUUAUACGUGGGAGGGAAUGCUGCCCUCAUUAGUCAGAAGCUCGCCACCUACCCUGAUCUGAUGGUUUUGUUAUGUGGUCCGGUCGGUCCUAAACUUCAUGAGAUGCUGGAUGAGCAGAUUGUCGUUCCACCAGAUUCUCUUCAGGAGAUGGAUGAAUUUCACCUCAUCCUGGAAUAUAAAGCAGGUGAAAAGUGGGGCCCAACUCAGGCACCUCAAGCCAACCGCUUCAUCUUCUCUCAUGACGUUUCCAACGGGGAGAUGAGCUCACUGGAGAUCUUUGUGGCGAGUCUGGAGGAGUUCCAGCCCGAACUGGUGGUCCUGUCAGGGCUCCACAUGAUGGAGGGUCAGGGGAAAGAGCUUUGGGAGGAGCGGCUGAAAGAG